GAAAUAGCGCACGAACGGCCCACUCCUCCGGACGCAGGAGACGUCGGCUGUGCCGCGAGCUUUUCGCCGCGAGUCGCAGUCUUCUCGCCGUAUAUCUCUCGCACGCAACACGAACACAUACACACGCGUAUUCUCUCACGUCGUCUCGAAAGAAAGUAAGCAACUCGACAGUUCCUCCCUCGAGUUUAAGCAAGGGAGCACGAUAAAGAGUUGUGUGGAAGGUGCGAGACGAGGAGAUCAGUUCCAGCCAAGGCCAUGACGCGGAAAAAAUGCUCCGGGGAUCGGUGUGGUUGAUGGGCCGCAAGUCAGGCCUCCGCACCACGUUAGCUCUUAGAGGAUGCACAAGCUAGCCAAGGGCCUGAAGAAGAAGAAAAAGGGCAAGAAAGGCAAGAAAGGCGAGGACGACGAGGAGUUCGAUCCUGAGGAGCUCGAGCGUUACAGGCGCGAGCGGGCAGAGGCCCAGCAGAAGCUAGCGGAAGCAGCGAGCAGCGGCGAGGCCAGCGCAGCCGCUGGAGGCAACGACGAGUGGAAAAAGUUCCAGGCGCUAACCUCGGGCGUCGACUCGAUCCUCAAGAAAACCCAGGACGAUCUCGACCGCAUCAAGUCGACCUCGUUCUUCCAGCGCAAGGCCCCCGAGCCCGAGCCCGACCCAGAGGACGAUCCCGAGGUCCAGGCCAAGAAGCAGGAGCUCGCCAAGAAGUACGUGGGCUUCGACAAGGACGGCAAUCCUAUCGAGCUCAAGGAGGAGCCCGAGGACAAUAAGGUCAAAGCCUUACCGGUCACAGAGGACGGCAUCGUCGAGCUUCCCGACGACGACGACAACGAGCAUGAGGACUCGGCCGACGAGGACAUCUUCGAUACGACCUACGUCGAUGCGCUUCAGAACAUCGAGGUAGAGCUCGCCUACAUUCCCGACAGCCCGACUCAGGAGGAACUUGGCGACGAUCCUUUCGACACCUCCAACGCCGACAAGGUUCUCAAGGUCGUCGACAAGACCGGCAAGAAGCUCGUCAGCUUGGGCAAUGCCGUCGAGGUACUCUCCGGCAGAGUUGACCACGUGAGCACCUGCAAGAUCGGCAGAAAUCGGCCCAGGCCGAAGAAUCAGGAUCUUCUCGGUGACUUCGACUCCGAGGAGCCGAUCGUUACGGUAGACAAUCCCGACGCCGACGCCGAACCAGUCGAGGUCGAGAAGACUCUGCUCGACGACGACAGCGAUCUUCCCGACAUACCGAUCGACCUUACCAAACUCCCGCCGAUUCUGACCAGACCGGUUACUCCGGCGACCAACGGCGACAAUCAGACCGAGGAGAACAAGCCUCUUGACAUCUCCGAGUUCGAGCUAGAGCCGAAGACUCUGCUGGAUGAGAUACCGGUUCUAGACGACGAGGAGUUCGACCUUGACGGACCGGUUGAACCGGUCGUUUUAGAGGAAGCCGACGACCCGUUCGCCGAGAAGGAGCCGGAGAAGCUCGACUUCCAGGAGGAGAUAAUCGAGGCAAGCUUCGAGGCGGCCACCUUCGUCAACGAGGACGACCCCUUCGACACUACUAUCGCCGACAACCUUGUGCCCGGCAAGACCGAGCUCAAGUUCAUCGAGAAGGAGCUAGAGGAUUUCCCUAUAUCCGAGGUCUCGAUUUCGCUCACCGAUCCCUGCGGACUCCACCGCGACUAUGAGACUGGACUCCUAAAAGCCAAAGCCCAGGCUGCUCUCAGUGUUGCGAAGAAAGAUCUUCUAGGGGGAUCCAAUACCGAUCUCAGCCAGUUAGCCGAUCAGCCCAUCAAGCCGGUCGAGGAGAUCUCCUACGUCGAUCCGUUCGACACCUCGACUAUUCAAGAGCUGCCACCCGGUAAGACAGAGUUGAAAUUUUUGGAGAAGGAGCUUCUUGGCGAGGUCAAGAAAUCGGCACUCGACGACUUAGACGACGACGACUUUGACCCCAGAGCAGAGGAGGCACCGGCACCGGAGAAGAAGAAACCACCUCCGCCGAGACCACCAUCCAUAUCCAGAGGAUCUACACCAACGCCUGAAGUUCAGUUCCAGGUGAAGGAAGAGGAUUUCGAGUUUCAAGCACAGGCCGUAACCAAGGGCAGGAAACCCUCGAGACCUGAGGCGCUCGACAUUUUACCCAAGACCGUAGCCUUCGAGUUACCCACUCCGUCGAAGAAACCGGAUCUUCUAGCUUCCAGCGAAGAGGAAAAGUCUCUACCAGGCAAACCUCUGACGCCGUACUAUCCGCAGAAGUCCCUGGAUGAGGUUCUUCCUCCAGAGCAGGAACUAGACGAAACCGAGGUUGACCCCUUCGACACCAGCUUCGUACCUAGCACCGCGCCCGGUAAGACAGAGCUCAAGCUCAUCGAAUCCGAGCUUCUCCAGGAGGAUCCAGUCGCCACGGGUCUCACCCACAGCUUGAGCGACCACGACUUCGAUCCCAGAUCCGGACAGCCAGCUCAACCGCAGAACCGACGUCAGAGCGAUUUUGGAACAGUCACCGGUAGAUCGAACGUCGUCAAGAGUUCCGACGUCAUCGAGUCUCUGAUCAACAAGAGGAAGGCUCUCGACAAGCGACAGGACAGCAUCCUAGACACCGACGUCGAGGUGCCUGUCGAGCCUUUGGCGCCCAACGUCAAGCCUAGUACCAUCGAAGAGGAAGUCGAGCUCUCGUACAAGGACCCCUUCGACACCUCUCACGCCACAGACAUCCUACCGGGUAAAGCCGAGCUCAAGCUUUUGGAAAACGAGCUCAGCCAGGUACCCGAGCCUGGUCCCAUCAAGCUCCAUCCGGUCAUUGAGCAGGUGAUCAAGAAGUCCAUCGUUGAAGAGGAUCCAGACUUUGACCCUCGUGCAGAGGAGGCCAAGGACAAGGAUAUCCUCUGCCUGGACACCCAGGAGGUGCCCAGCGGCAAGAUCUUGACCCCGCUUCAGGACAGUGACUUUGCUGCCGAGGACAUUGAUCCGUUCGACACCAGCUUCGCCAGUGUGGACCCCACCAAAACCGAGCUGAAGCUGCUCGAGUCCGAGCUGAUCAACAAGUAAAUCAAACGUUCGGUUAAAUCAGUAGGAAGAAAGAUACCCAACCAUGGAUUCCAAGGGUGGAAAUCCGUUCCUCAUGGACGACUACCCGGCCCCGGACGCCUCGAUGGCGCAGGCAUCCAACCCCUUCCUGCAGGAUUUCAGCGCUCCGGCCGAGGAGGCGACGGCUGGUGCCGACGUCAACCCGUUCUUCAACUUUGUGACCGACCAGACGUACCAGCCACCGACGGACUCGACCAACCCCUUCGCCUCCUUCGGAAUGGAGGCAGCGGCAGUGGUACCAGAGCCCGAGCCCACAUCCUUCGUGAGCCCCGAGGCGGCGGCGGUGCCCCAGGCUCCGGAACCAGUGACGACGGUAGACCUCUUCGGCGACGAACCGGUCCAGCCAGCAGCAGCAACACCGGUGCAGUUGAGCAGUCCGCCUCAGGCGACCCCGGUGACGUCGCCCCCGAGCAAACCGUCGCGUCCACCGCCACCACCUCGACCGGGUCCACCGCCGCCGCCCAGGAACACCAAGGACCUGAUCCUCUCGGUCACCGGGGCCAUGGACGAGACCUCGAACCAGAUGCUGGACCGGCUGCAAGCUACAAGGACGCCCAGUCCAACGCUGAUGCACUCGCCCUCGCCGACGCCGGAGCACAGCUUCGCCGACCUCCUCGACGUCGAUGGCAGCGUGCCAGACCUCAUCCACGACGCCGCGAAGGUUGCUGAUGAUCAACCGGACGCGGCGGGCAACAACACGCAGGACAUGCUCGGUCUGUUCGACGCGCCGCCGGCCCAGGCGCCGGCUCAGGUCCAGGAGGCCGGGGUCGGCGUCACGCCGACGGCGACGGAUGCGACCCUGUUCAGCCCGCCCGCCGCGACGUCGACGUUGUCGGAUAACCCGUUCUCCGAUGUCGGAGCGCAGGAUGCGGGGCAAAUGUUCGAGCCCAGUCUCGUCCAGGAGAAGAGGCCCUCGUUGACCACCAGGUCGCCACCUGCCGCCCAACCCGCAGCGGAAAUUACCACAUCGAGGGCAGCGGAGUUCGCCACUCCAGUGCCGGAGCCGCAGCCGGAAGCCCACACGCCGGCGGGUAUUUUCGGCGCCGUGACACCAUCGGUAGACGCCUCGAGCUUCUAUUCCAUGCCGCAGACGACGAUGACGUCCACCACAGCUAUCGCCGCUGCUCCCACGGGAGGCGUUGGCAGUGCUUUCGCGGAUCUCCUGGGAGACUUCGGCGGUGGCGCCCAAACGGCGCAAGACACCACCGACUACAUGUCGGCUAGCCCGGCUUCCACUACCGAGUUUCCAUCGGCUGGUUACAGAGCUGACGACAGCUUUGCCGCGACGACGAAAGCGAUCGAGGAAACAGGCGAUGCUUUCGACGCGUUCGCUUCCAAGUUCGACAAGGCCGCGGAGCCCGAAGCAAACACCGGCGAUCCGUUCUUCGAUCCGUUUACCGGUGGCGCCGCUCCCGCGCACACUGCCAUGGACACCAGCAGCGAUGUAUGGGGUGAUUCUUCGGGUGCAGUAAGCACAGAACCGGUGACCGGUUUUGGGGAGGAGGCCGAUGGUUUCGACUCCUUCCUGAGCAUGACUGCACCGCCACCAGAAGUCACGGCGAGAAGGCGAGACUCUGCCGAUUCGGAUGAAGGUCCAGACUUCAGUGUGUUCAUCAAGCCAAAAGACGGCGACGCAACAGGGGUCAUGGAAGGAGGACCGGUUCCAGUUCUGGCGCCACCACCCAAGAGCCCAAUGAACACUGCGUACGCGGACACCUCGCCGCGCUUCAACCCCUUUGACAAAUCCGGCGGCUUUGCCCAGGAAGCCGUCCUUCCAACCGAAGCUGCCCUACCUUCCGAAAUGACCAGGACCGAUUCUCAGGAAACACCACCAACACCACUGUUCGACGAAGACGUCAGUCAACCCCUCGAGGACUUUCCCCGCGUCACCUACACCGGCGACGGCUGGGAGAUGCAGCUUCGCCAGCCGAUCAAGAAGAAGAUCACGGGUCAACGUUUCUGGAAGAAGAUCUUCGCCAAGCUCGUCUACCAGGGUGACAAUCCAGUGCUGCAGCUGUACAACAGCAAGGGCGACAAAGAUCCCUUCCAAGAAUUGCCGUUGCUGGCUUGCUACUCGGUCUCGGAUAUCGCGGCCCAGCAGUUUGACCAGUACGGCAAAAUAUUCACCGUCAAGCUGCAGUACAUAUUGUACAAGGAGCGACCUGGUGUCAGACCUGGUCAGGUUACCAAGGCCGAGAGAAUUACGAACAAACUCAGUCAGUUCGCUGCCUACGCCAUUCAGGGUGAUUAUCAGGGUGUCAAGGAGUUUGGAAGUGAUCUGAAGAAGUUGGGGCUGCCGGUUGAACACGCGCCACAGAUCUCGCAGCUGUUCAAGCUCGGCUCACAAAACUACGAGGACAUGAAGACGUUCUCGGUGGCCAUCGAAGAGGCUCUUUUCAGGCUUCAGGUCCACAGGGACAGAGCUUUGCAGUACAAGAUGGAGGAGGUGCAGAUCAACGUCGUGGACGAGCUUUACGUCGAACAGGCCGCCGACGGACACGUCGACAAGCAGAUUGCGCGCGUUCGUCUGUUCUUCCUUGGUUUUCUUUCUGGUAUGCCCGACGUGGAGUUGGGAAUCAAUGACAUCUGGAGACAGGGCAAAGAGGUCGUCGGCAGGCACGACAUUAUCCCAGUGGCCACGGAGGAGUGGAUCCGACUCGAGAACGUCGAGUUUCACGCCUGUGUCCAGCAGGACGAGUAUGAAAAAUCCAGAAUCAUCAAGUUCAAACCACCGGACGCAUGUUACAUCGAAUUGAUGAGGUUCCGCGUGAGGCCGCCACGGAAUCGCGAGUUGCCACUGCAACUCAAAGCCGUCAUGUGCGUUACUGGCAAUAAGGUCGAGCUUCGGGCCGACAUUCUGGUACCAGGUUUUGCGUCCCGGAAGCUAGGUCGCGUUCCCUGCGAGGACGUGAUGGUCCGCUUCCCGAUUCCCGAGUGCUGGAUCUACCUGUUCCGCGUGGAGAAGCACUUCAGGUAUGGCUCGGUCAAGUCCGCCCACAGACGCACCGGAAAGAUCAAGGGCAUCGAGAGGUUCCUCGGCGCCGUCGACACACUCGAGCCUCAGCUCAUGGAGGUCACCUCUGGACAGGCCAAGUAUGAGCAUCAACAUCACGCUAUUGUCUGGAGGAUGCCGCGUCUGCCCAAGGAAGGACAAGGCGCUUACACGACGCACCAGCUGGUCUGCCGCAUGAACCUGACGUCGUACGACCAGAUUCCGGAGAAGCUGUCCGAGUAUGCCUACGUAGAGUUCACGAUGCCGGCUACCCAGGUGUCCCACACGACGGCACGUAGUGUCAGCUUCCAGAACUUUGACAGCGACGCGCCGCCGGAGAAGUACGUCAGGAAUCUGUCGCGUCACGAGUACAGGGUCGGUAUCGAGCACACACAGGGCGAAGGUCCAGGCGCCUACAUCACAGCCACCUCGACGUCGCUGAGUACACCAAAGAAGACGAUUCCAGAGUCGAGCGGCGAGUCUCACGACGAGAGCACCGAUCACGCAGCCUCCGAUUCCGACUCGUCCGAUUAAGUCGCAUAACGUGCGUACAGCAUCUCUCCAUCAGCGUCGAAAAAUCAACCCGCUGAAAUCUUUUGAAAAUUUAUUAUAAUCAUCGCUGGUAAACAUAGAUCCGCGUACACGUGUAUUCGAGAGAGCCGCGACUAAUUCGAUAUAGAGACUUGGAGGUCGUAGUGUGCGUCUUAAGAGCCUCGACGGCUAUAUGACCUCCGUUUUCCAUUGUACGCUAAAUUCGCAAUUUUCAUGCCUCGAGUGCUCGGCUCAUAAAAGACGCGGGAUUUUUCCGGCCGUCUCUUCUUCGCGCUUAUUAUAGCAACGGCUCAUAUCGUGUGUACUCUUUAUUAGCGCAUAUUGUUUGCCGUACAUCCGACGCUUGAUUACGAAAGAUGAGAUGGCUCGAGGAUGUUUUAUUGUAAAUUGAAUUUUUACUCUCUCCGGCAGGUUGAUUUUUCACGCCGGACACACGAUUGCGAAUCCAAAAGUUGUGAAGCUGAUGAAGAAGACGUCGAUGAUGAUGAUGACUUUGAGGAGAAACUUGCACGCUGUUAUGUUGUGUUGUGUAGUGUUACGUAAUAAGUAUAUCGUUGACGCAUAGGGCAUAUAUUAUAGCGGAGCAUUAUAUUAUAUAUCGUGUUAUACUUCGAUUUUGAUGGCGAUGAAGUUCCAUUUUUGCGUAACCGUAGAAUAUUCUACCUAUAUACAUAGUUGACUUCGCGAGUCCGAGUUGUUCGUUCGCUCGUUUUUGUGUAAUUAACGGUAAUAUAUACGAUUGAUGAGGUACAUACAACUUGAUCGCUGACGAUGUUUUCGUUGCUUUAUAAUCGUGAUUUAUUUGCUCUGAUAGUAUAGCUACCUUUGUUUCCAUAGUCGCAAUCCCCUGUAUAACUUAUACCUGUACAAUUUUGUUGUUGAGCAAAACCAGAAUAGAGCUGUGAAAUGACAACGAGAAACACGUAUCCCUACUAAAUCUUCGCUUGAACAUUCGGUUGACGUAGCGCAUUUUGUUUGUCGAUGUUGCAACAUGUAUAGCAGAUUAAAGUCGUAUAGAUAAACGAGAAGAGAGAGAGAGAGAGAGAGAGAGAGAGAGAGAGAGAGAGAGAAAGUUACGUAUCGAAAGGGAACAAGAAAAUGUAAAAAAACCGCGCAUAAACUGUACGUGCCUCGUUGAUUCGAUGAAGCAAGGACAAUACUGAUUUUUCCUUUCCGUUUUUUCGUCGCUUGGACACACACACUUACACAUACAUAUAUAUUUAUCGUGUGAAAUAUAUACAAAAAUGUAACGAUGAAAACCGAAAGAGAGUAUUAUAGCUUCACGCGUUCGUUCUGCAAUUGUUCGCCCGCUAUGUCGAAGCCUUGUUUCACCGUUGACGAAGAUUGUUGAAGACUGCCUCGAUUUUUUAAAAGUUCAAAUUCCAUAUUUGUAGGACGUAUAUUAUUAUUUACUAAUAUUCUUCAGUGGCAAAUUUUCUUUCGCGAAAUGCUGUCGAAUUGAGUAUGCAGUCAUCCUAGCGCUUGAGUGUCAUAUAGAGUUCCUUUCUAUUAUGCAUAUGUAGUUGACAAAGACAAACGACCAUUUUUUUCCUAUAAUCUGCGUAUGUAACAAGAUAGAGAUCCAACACUUGCCUUCGACGUUUAUUCCGACAAUGUGUAUAAGAGAAAAAAAUAUCAAGUCUACAUUGUAGCCUCGUUGUUGUUGUUGAAGUCUCACGCUUGUCCACAUUAUAUAUCAUAUAUAUAUAUAUGAUAUGUAAACACUUUAUUGAGAAGACGUGCUAAGAUUGUAAGCUAUAAAAGUUGGCCAAUAUUGUGGUUGUCGUGCUUCUUGCGCCUCGAAAGUGCACGCGUGCGAGUGAAAAAAUUCAAUUCCACCAAAUCUAGUAUUUAUUUAUUUAUAUUUUGAUUAUUUUUAGUUUAUUUGUAGCAUAUAACGACUUCGUUUGAGUGGAAGUGUGUAACGUGCGCGCGUUUCGUUUAUUUUGCGGUGCCUAGGUGUGGACUGUUUCGGUUGAUGCGUGCGAAAAUGCGUUUAACUCUAAGAUGAAUUCAGGGAAUCAUAACUUAAAGUAUUACUUAGCUUGAAGCCAGUAGAGUAUUGAAUAGUUACGAGUAAUAAAAGGAAGAAAGAGCCUAAAUAAUACCUUGUUGAAACUUUAAGCAAUAUUUUCGUAUUAUUAUCGAACACACACACGCUUCUGAUAAAUUGAAUUGAAUUCAGAGAAAGUUUAUUUAAGCUCUUUCCAUUCGAUGCAAAGAUACGUUACUAUCGGUGAAUAUUCAAAAAAAGAACGAUAUCAAUCCUGAAUAAAUUUCACCGGUUAUUGAGUGUUUAUAAAGGAUCGCUGCAUCAGCAAAAACUAGUCAUAUAAGUCUUAUGAUUUGAAAAAUUAUAUUGUUUUAGGCAAAAGCGCAAAAGCUUCGCCCCAUUAUUAAACAUCGUCCGCCACUGGCGACGACAUGGCUAAACCAAAUAUUUGAUCGUAAGCUUAACUAGUAAGAAAAAUCGACGUGCUGACUUUACGAGUUCGCUCGAAAUCGGCUCGUCGCACCUCUAGAGUACUUAAACACAAAAUUUAAGCGAUUAUAUAAGUAAGAAACGAACGGAAAACGCUUCUAACCCACAUAUCUCGACGAUAUAUUAUACACACAUCCAGAGCAUUCGAAUAUAAAUCGGAACAAGUUCAGCAUAUAAUAGGCGUAUGUUAGAGUUAAGGACACAUAGACUUGUAAGUUUCAGUUCGACAAAGUUCUACGUUUCGUUCGACAUUUUUCUCGUUCCUGAAUAAGGAUCCAAAGAGUGACCUCUAGUCCCACUAAUAGCUUGUAAGAAUGAACGAUCUUCACUGAUCUUCACUAUCGUGUGAAUAAAAGUCAUAGUCCUUAAGGUAUUAGGCAUUAAAGAUAGUUAAGUCGUUAUUUGUCAGUGUGUACCUACAUGGUACUUUAUCAUUUCCAUUAAUACCUAAAAGCCUGAGUUCGAUGCUUAAGACUACAUACAAAGGAUUUAGUUUUUUUAAGUCAUUAUACAAAAGUAUGGACGUUUUUUGUUUUUACUAUCACCUGGUGAUUUUCACAGUUAUUAUAGGAUAGAACGAUAUAGUUUAGUUAGGUUGACAUAAAAAUGAUUGUGAUAAAUUAGAUAAGCAUUAAAUAGAUAAGAAAAUAGUUUCACAAAUUUAAGUAUGAUAGGUAUAAAAAAUAAUGAUGUUGCAAUAAUUUGCAGAUAUCACAUUAGGAUUCUCAUUGUAUGCAUUUGUUCGUAAUCUUAAUGAGCAUAAGGAGAAUCUCCAGUGCAUAAAGUGGUCAUGCAUUUAAACGUACGAAAUAGGACUGCUUCGUAUUUGCAAUAAAAUGUUGUUCCAGAAGGUCGACUCUAUAUAGUUGGUUUAUUGAAAUAAAUAAGUAACUAGUCAGGAAAUCGAAGACUUAUCAGAUGAUAAUAUAGAACCGACAUUUUAUUGUAUCAGCGAAGCUUUUCCUCACUUCGAUAAGGAUUUUAUCAGCGUAAGGAAAACAAGUUGUGAGCGCGUUACACGUUAAGGAAAAAAAUACACAAAAAGUAUAAACCAGAGAGAAUGAUCGCCGCGUCUUUAGAGAUACGAGAAAAAUCUAGUCCUCCUCCGUCGUAAUUCCCCCCGGAUAAGUCCAUCGUACAACUCGUGUAUGUACAUAUUAUAUCUCCACACAUAAAUUCACGUAUAUCACUUGUAAACAUACCGUCACACGCAUCGUGCUUUGAUCCCGUGCUUGUAGCAGUCAAGUUUUUUUUUCUUCCAUUUUAUGCGCGCGCGCGCGCGUGAAAACACGAAAAUCGGGUCAGUCUACUAUAUACUGUAGCUUCGAGCUACACACAGAUCUUUUUUUUUCAUUUCGUGGCAUUGUAAGCCGAAAAAUUAUGAAAUGGAAGAAUAACAUUGCUCGGUUUACUUUUUCUUGGGGAAAAGUUUCGAAAUUCGAAAGUAUUUUAUAUUUUUAGGGAUAUUUAAGUUUCGGAAAUCGAUGUAAAGAACGUGUGCGUGUGUACAAUAAAUAAAAGCUUCUCCGACCAGAUGAUUUAAUUUAGGCGAUUAGCAAAAAGGCAACAACCCUUAACUAUUACCGGGAAAAGUAUUAUAUACAGGUUUUAACGUAUGUGCUAUAUAUCUAUAGUAAGAAGCGUGUUAAGGAAAAUUAAUGAUUUAAAGAAGAAUUAUCUAAUUAAACGAAGGUUUCGACGAAACUCGCGGCGAGAAACGCGAGUUUCCAGCUUGUGAUCUCAGUAUAUAACGUAUUCGUGCACCACGUGAUUGCCAGAACGAACAAACGAAAUAUAAAUGCAGACAAACACUAUAAACCACAAUUAAUAGCGAAAACAAAUUUGAAUGAUCAUUAUUUAAUUAUAAAGAAAAGUAUCGAUAAUAAUGACUAUAACAUACUAUAUGAUAUAUAGGUAAUAUAAAAUGACGCGCGUCAAGUGUAUGAGAAAAUAAUGAAGUCACUACCCGGUGAGAUUAUUAUACUGUACUAUGUCUAUACCUAAUUGUAGGUUCAGUCUGUAGGUUUACGAUAGGGCGUAUUAUACAUAUAUUAUACUAUAAUAAAAUACGAGAUUAUAUAAAUAGUGAGGAUUCGAGAGAAAAAUUCAAGUAUCAUGGAGCCAAUUCAAGCCGAAAGACCUGUUAAAGCACGCGAAAAUUUGUUUGAUCCACUUCAGAGUACACAAACUAUAGAUUUAAAUUCGAAACCUGAUGCCAUCAGGUUUCUCCGCGUGUAGAGACUAUAAUUGUAAAAAUUUUAGCGAAAGGUGGUAAUCUUUUGUGACCUUAUAAUAUCCGAAGACGCAAAUGCAAUUCCAUAUACGACAUAACAGCAAAGAAAGUUACGAGAGAACUGAUCACAUAUAACAAUGCUAUAAACUAUAAUACUAUAUAAAUAUAACAAAUGUUAAGAGACACCCAACGGUGGAGUUCUGUGAAACGUUACCGGUCAAAAGACAUAUUAUAAACGCAAAACGUAGCGAAGCACGACUACGAAAGCACUUGCAAGCAAAAACCCAUCAUGUAUACACGUACGCAUAAUAAUCCGUGUGAGAGCAAAAUAAAAAUUACGUAUUCGCGAGGGAGGAACCCAAGGAAUCACACCUGUAACGAUAAAUCGCACCUUGUACCGAUAUAAGCAAGGAAAAAAAGGCGAAUCAAGCAAACAAGCUUAUAUUAUAUGAAAUUAUACAUAAUAAUCACGAGUUGAGCUGAAAGAAUGCAAGUUAUAAAUAUAUUAACGCUUCGUGAUGUACCUUAACAAAAAAAAAA
Molecule: messenger RNA, 11872 nt
Organism: Nasonia vitripennis (jewel wasp)
Lineage: Eukaryota; Metazoa; Arthropoda; Insecta; Hymenoptera; Pteromalidae
Product: protein stoned-B
Exons: 13
Coding region: 3078-6599 (1173 amino acids)
Biological process (GO): intracellular protein transport; regulation of endocytosis; synaptic vesicle endocytosis
Cellular component (GO): AP-2 adaptor complex; synaptic vesicle
Molecular function (GO): clathrin-cargo adaptor activity
Source: RefSeq, a predicted model, not a curated record